This is a messenger RNA of Spinacia oleracea (spinach), 1264 nucleotides long. RefSeq names its product peroxisomal 2,4-dienoyl-CoA reductase [(3E)-enoyl-CoA-producing]. Gene Ontology annotation, molecular function: 2,4-dienoyl-CoA reductase (NADPH) activity. The transcript is spliced from 5 exons. The record is from RefSeq and is a predicted model, not a curated record. NCBI's taxonomy places the organism in Eukaryota, Viridiplantae, Streptophyta, Magnoliopsida, Caryophyllales, Amaranthaceae. Gene Ontology annotation, cellular component: peroxisome. Bases 131 to 1024 code for a protein of 297 amino acids. Gene Ontology annotation, biological process: fatty acid catabolic process.
UCACAAACCCAUAAUUUAUUGCGUUUGUAUAACCCUCCCCCUACCUAGCUACUUGUUCGGAACAUUGCAAUUUCCACAUCCCAAGUUCCCAACAACAGAAUUACCACACAGAAACAGCUUGCCUAGAACCAUGGAUUCUCCAUUCAAGGACGAUGCUCUCAAGGGAAAAGUGGCAUUGUUAACAGGAGGUGGUUCUGGUAUUGGAUUCGAGAUUUCAACUCAAUUUGGCAAACAUGGUGCUUCCAUUGCAAUCAUGGGUAGGCGUAGACAAGCUCUUGAUGCUGCUGUCUCCGCUCUUGCUUCCCUCGGCAUUCCUGCCAUUGGGUUUGAAGGGGAUGUCCGCAAGCCGGAAGAUGCAAGGAGGGUAGUGGAAUCAACUUUCCAGCAUUAUGGAAGAAUUGACAUUCUUGUGAAUGCUGCAGCUGGAAAUUUUCUAGUGUCUGCAGAGGAUUUAUCCCCUAAUGGAUUUCGAACAGUGAUGGAUAUUGAUUCUGUUGGGACAUUUACCAUGUGCCAUGAAGUACUUAAGUACCUCAAGAAAGGAGGCCCAGGAAGAACUUCAUCCAGUGGUGGGGUAAUAUUAAAUAUAAGUGCUACAUUGCACUACACGGCUUCUUGGUAUCAAAUUCAUGUAUCUGCAGCCAAGGCGGCUGUUGAUGCAACUACCAGAAACUUGGCGUUGGAAUGGGGUACAGAUUAUGAUAUUAGAGUUAAUGGAAUAGCGCCAGGUCCAAUUAGUGAUACACCUGGCAUGAGUAAACUUGUACCGGAAGAGAUAACAAACAAAUCUAUGGAUCACAUGACACUUUAUAAACUAGGCGAGAAAUGGGAUAUUGCUAUGGCUGCUGUAUAUCUUGCCUCUGAUGCAGGUAAAUAUGUAAAUGGAUCAAUUCUUCCGGUAGAUGGAGGACACUGGCUGAGUCGGCCACGCCAUCUUCCCAAAGAUGCAGUGAAGCAACUUUCUCGUGCAAUUGAGAAGAAAUCAAGAACUGCACCAGUUGGGCUUCCCAAGAGCAAGCUUUGAUUAAUAACUUUGGUAAUAAUCCUAUCAUACAACUGAACUUGUAAGGAUCUUGGGUGAAAGCCAGUAGUAUAAUAUUGUACUCCGGUAUUUAUGGCUAGCAUGUAUUUAGGCCGUCACAAAUAAGUAUUAUUUCCAAGAGCCCAUUCUUUAAGGAUCUUUUACGUUGCCGUAAGGCGGUAAGGCUCCGUUUGGUAGGGCAUAAAACGUUUUCAUGGAAAACGAUUUUCCCAUUUUCAAUCA